Molecule: messenger RNA, 1779 nt
Organism: Closterium sp. Yama58-4
Lineage: Eukaryota; Viridiplantae; Streptophyta; Zygnematophyceae; Desmidiales; Closteriaceae
Source: the annotation of a GenBank genome assembly
AUGCUGCCGUACCUGUUCCCCGAUCUGUCCACCUUUACUACAGUCGCCGAUCUUAUCACCCACCUUCGCACUAGUGAUGCUCGCCUGCGUGCCGCCCUUCCCACCGAGUUCUGCGCUAAGAACCCCCCUCCACUGUACUGGACACUCCACUUCAUAGUCACCCGUCUCCCUGACACCCUCCGCUCAGUUCGAGACCACUUCCUUGCUCGCUGUCCCACUGAGCUCACAGUCGCCCUCCUAGAGGAGCAGCUGCUCGCGGCCGAAAAGAGCAUUGUAGCUGUCGGUGCUGCUCGUGGCGCUCCUCGCACCCCCAUCUUUGAGGGGUGUUCUCCCUCUCCCCUCGCUCCCUCCUACGCUGCUGCUGCUGCUGUUGACUUCCUUGGUGCUGACUCCCAGCAGCAGCAGCGUCCCCAGACGACCCAGCAGCUUCGUGAGUGGCUUGCUCAGCGUGGGACGUCGGGGGGCAGUGGCCGCUGUUCUUAUGUCAUUCGCACAGGUGACCGCAAGGGACAGACGUGUGGGAGGUUCCACACCCCGUACCGCUGCUUCUCCCGCCUUGACGACGCUUGGCGUGAGGAGAUGGGUGCGGAUGUUGAGCGCCCCCGCUGGGCUGAGCUCAUGAGGGCUGGUGUUGAUGUCUUUGCUCUUGACUAUGAUGCUAUUAUUGCUGCCAUGUAUGCAUUGACUGUUAGUGCCGAGGGAGACUGUUACUUGUGUGUGCCGCCUGACCCAGGUAUAGAGCCCGCUGCCCUGGGUACUAGUGAGUCUGCUCUCUCUGGUAUGGUGCCCCCUGUACUUGCUCCCCCCAGUGCUGUCCCGGCUGGUUUCGAGUCUGCUCUCUCAGGUACAGCACCCACAGAGACUGCUCUCUCAGGUACCGCACCGACUGAGGCCUGUCACACCUUCACCCUUGACUCAGUCCUUGCCCAGUCCACCACUGUCCUCCCUUGUCCGGCGGUUCCGUCUGGCUCGUUGUCGGGUUUCCACCUCCCCUCGUUCUCGACGAACCUGACCCUCCACCUGGACGUGUGGGGCCCAGCCCGCGUUCGUGGUCAGGGCGGUGAGCGGUAUUUUUUGCUGGUUGUCGACGACUACUCGCGUUACACCACGGUCUUCCCCUUGCGCACCAAGGGUGAGGUCCCUGCUGUUCUGAUCCCUUGGAUCCGCACGGUUCGUCUCCAGCUCCGCCGCCGUUUCCGGACGGAUCUUCCUGUCCUGCGUCUGCACUCUGACAGAGGUGGUGAGUUUUCCUCCGAUCUCUUGAGGACCUUCUGUCAGGCGGAGGGCAUCGAGCAGACCUUCACGCUUCCGGACUCCCCACAGCAGAAUGGGGUUGCUGAGCGCCGCAUUGGCCUGGUCAUGGAGGUCGCUCGUACCUCCUUGGUCCACGCGGCGGCUCCCCAUUUUCUGUGGCCGUUUGCUGUCCGGUACGCCGCGCAUCAGCUCAACCUCUGGCCCCGUGUCUCCUUGCCGGAGACCUCGCCCACACUGCGUUGGACGGGGGAGGUUGGCGAUGCGUCGCGCUUCCGGGUGUGGGGCUCCCGUGCCUUUGUCCGCGAUACCACCGCGGACAAGGUCUCCUCUCGCGCCAUUCCCUACGUCUUCCUUGGCUUUCCCCCUGACACGCCUGGCUGGCAGUUUUACCACCCCACCUCGCGCCGUGUCUUCGCGUCCCAGGACGUCACCUUUGACGAGUCGGUUCCCUUCUACCGUCUCUUCCCCUACCGCACUGCCCCUCUUCCCCCCCCGCCGCUCUUCCUCGCUCCAGGUCACUGGUGA